GAUGCACCGAAAUCUUUCAUCCCGGGCCGCCGGAUUUUCGUUACUGCCCUUUGCAUGUCUAAUUUUGCAUGCAGUGGGAUGGAAGUCAAACUUUGACCGCGUUUCGUUCUCUACAUAAACCAUGACACUGCCCGUCUUCUCAAUUCGGCUUGUAUCAUUCCAUUGUACUUUCAUUCAUAGGUUUGGCCAGAUAUUUCCAGAAUGAAGGUAUCAGUUGCGCUUAUCACGUCGUUUGCCGUGGCUCUUGUAAGAGGCCAAGCAGCGGGUUAUGCACAGUGUAAGUAGGAAUCUUUGAUACUGCUGUACUCUGCUGAUAAUUUAUAGGUGGAGGACAGAAUUGGACAGGAGCAACAACUUGCGCAUCGGGAUUCACAUGCACCUACUCAAAUGUCUACUACUCACAAUGCGUGCCAGGCUCAGGUUAGCUGUUUUCUGUAGAAAUUCUUUUGACAUCUACUAAAGUGGCAUCUAGGAGCUACAACUUUAACAACAAGCACUAAGGUUGCUUCUACGUCAACGACUAAGGCGGGCACUUCGACCGCAAGCACCGCCACCGCGCCUGCGAGCACGGCUACAACCAUAACUAGUUAUGCUAAGGCUGUAGGCACUGUAUUCCAAAUCAAUGGAAAGAAGACAUACUUUGCAGGAACCAAUUGUUACUGGUGUGGUUUCUUGACCAACAAUGCAGAUGUUGACUUGGUUAUGUAUCAUCUUGCUGCUGUAAGUUCAUUGAUAGCCUGUUAUUGAGACUGUCUAACAUAUUAUAGUCUGGACUUAAAGUGCUUCGAGUCUGGGGUUUCAAUGACGUCACAACAACACAAGGCUCUGGUAGCGUUUGGUAUCAAUCUUUCAUUACAGGUCAAUCACCAGUAAUUAAUACCGGUGCCAAUGGUCUUCAGAGACUCGACUACGUAGUACAAUCGGCUCAAGCUCAUGGAAUCAGUCUCAUCAUCAACUUUGUCAACAAUUGGACCGAUUACGGAGGAAUGCAAGCAUAUGCCACAUACUUUGGCAUUUCCUUGACAGAUUGGUACACCAACACAGCAGCUCAAGCACAAUACAAAGCAUACAUUGCUGCAGUAGUAGCUCGUUAUAAGACAAACACCGCAGUCUUUGCUUGGGAGCUUGCCAAUGAACCCAGAUGUAGUGGAUGUGCUACUUCAGUCAUCACCAACUGGGCAACAGACAUUUCUCAAUACAUCAAAUCUCUCGACCCUAACCAUAUGGUGACCGUUGGAGACGAAGGGUUCGGUCUCACCGUAGCAAACGAUACCUCUUACCCAUUCACUUCAGGCCCCGGAACAUGGUUCACCGACCUCCUAGCCAUCCCUACCAUUGAUUUCGCUACCAUCCAUCUCUACCCAGGCUCAUGGGGAGAGGUUGAUUCUUGGGGAUCUUCUUGGAUCUCUAGUCAUGCUAAUGUCACUUCCCUUGCUGGCAAACCACUCGUCUUGGAAGAAUAUGGUACCGACACCCAUCUCAAUGAAUUAGCAUGGCAAGGAACUGCUCUUAAUACCGACACUGCUGGUUCUAUGUACUGGCAAUAUGGAGAUACUCUUUCCACGGGAAAGACUUCGGACGAUGGAAACACCAUUUACUAUGGAACAGACGAGUACACAACUUUGGUACUCAACAAUGCCGCUGCUAUGAACGCAAAAGCCGUGCCAUAAGAGGUGGAGUUUUGAGCUUUGUUGACGGAAGAGAAGGAAACGAAGUGGUGACUGUAUAUAGCUUUCUUAGUUGUGAAUAAAUAUCAUAUGCUG
Molecule: messenger RNA, 1763 nt
Organism: Sclerotinia trifoliorum
Lineage: Eukaryota; Fungi; Ascomycota; Leotiomycetes; Helotiales; Sclerotiniaceae
Source: the annotation of a GenBank genome assembly